This is a messenger RNA of Drepanopeziza brunnea f. sp. 'multigermtubi' MB_m1, 525 nucleotides long. RefSeq lists its product as uncharacterized. Gene Ontology annotation, molecular function: catalytic activity. NCBI's taxonomy places the organism in Eukaryota, Fungi, Ascomycota, Leotiomycetes, Helotiales, Drepanopezizaceae. The record is from RefSeq and is a predicted model, not a curated record.
AUGAGUUCGGAAGCGCCUGUCUACUUCGGCCCCUAUGAGGUGGCCGGCGAGGUCUUCUACCGAACACCCUUGUGCUAUGCGAUCGUCAAUAUCAAGCCCAUCUUGCCAGGUCACGUACUCGUGAUCCCACUCCGGAUAGUGCAGCAUUUCCGCGAGCUGCACUCCGACGAGAUCACGGAUAUCUUCACCACUGUCCAAAAGGUCCAGAGGAUGUUGUCCAAGACUUACGAUUGCACCGACGCGAACAUUGCUAUCCAAGAUGGUCCCGACGCUGGGCAGACUGUCCCGCACUUUCAUUGUCAUGUCAUUCCGAGGGCAAAGGGCAACACGAAUGGUGACAAGGUCUAUGAGAUGUUGCAGGGGGAGGAGGGAAAUGUUGGAGGAGGCUUGUGGGAUCAGAGACGGCCGGAUCGCAGUGUUGGCAAAUUUCCCGUGAUUAAGGAUGCCGACAGACACCCGCGGUCGACAGAGGAGAUGCAGAAGGAGGCUGCUUUCUUCCGCGAGCAAAUGAAUUUGCUAGAUUGA